UUUGAAACUUGGAAACAAGAUUGCAAUAAUUGAUUAUACUUUCCCAAAUUACCUCCUCUGCUUCUUCAAGCCUCUCUCUCUCUCUCUCUCUAUAAACAUUAAUUCUGUUUUUGAAAGAAAAAGGAAAAGAAAAAGCCAUUAAAGAUCUGCAGCUCAUUUUAGCUCCACGCAGAGAGAGAGAGAGGAGAGAGAGAUCUCAAUAGUUCACAAAAGCUACUCAUCAUUUUCUUCCUCGUUUGCUUUUGCUUCACUUAGUAAAAACUUUAGCUUCAUUUAUUCCUCGGACCAGUCUCCUUCCAUUCCCUCUUUAGGGUUUUGUCCCAACCGUUAACUCCAAAAAGGAACUCCAAGAUCUGCUUCACCUUUUGAUUUUUCCCUAAAGCCCUCGCCAAGUUUUAGUUUUGCAAUUUGCUCCUGCUGUUGCUUGUGUUCAGCUCAAAAGGGGGGAAAUUAGAAAAAGGUGGGGGGUUGCAAAUUUGGGGGUAUGCGCGAGUUGGGAUGAAGAAAAAAAUUGGCAUUUUUGGGGGGUUUAGGGAGGGUGGGGGGUGGGGGGUUAGGAUGAGCUUGAGUGUUUAAGCUUUUGUUUUUUCCCUUUUGAUUUUAGUGUUAGUUUUGGUGGACCUAUUUUAGUUUUUUUCUUCUUCUUCUGGAAUAUGAGGUUGUCUUCUUCUUCUUCAACGGGUUCUGGAUUUAAUGCUCAGGCGGAGGAAGGGGAGAAGAAAUGCUUGAAUUCGGAGCUCUGGCACGCGUGUGCCGGCCCACUGGUGUCGCUUCCCCAGCUCGGGAGCCGCGUCGUUUAUUUCCCUCAAGGCCACAGCGAGCAGGUUGCUGCCUCUACGAACAAGGAAGUAGACGGUGCUAUCCCUAACUAUCCCGGCUUGCAACCGCAACUAAUAUGCCAACUUCAUAAUGUCACGAUGCAUGCUGAUGUUGAAACAGAUGAAGUCUACGCUCAAAUGACUUUGCAACCACUUACCCCUCAAGAGCAGAAGGACAUAUGCCUACUACCGUCAGAACUCGGCACUCCAAGCAAACAGCCAACAAAUUAUUUCUGUAAGACAUUGACUGCUAGCGAUACCAGCACUCAUGGAGGAUUUUCUGUCCCUCGUCGAGCAGCUGAAAAAGUUUUUCCUCCUCUUGACUACUCUCAAACCCCUCCGGCUCAAGAAUUAAUCGCAAAGGAUCUUCACGGCAAUGAGUGGAAGUUCAGGCAUAUAUUUAGAGGUCAGCCGAAGAGGCAUCUCCUAACAACAGGUUGGAGCGUGUUUGUCAGUGCGAAGAGACUAGUUGCUGGAGAUUCUGUUAUUUUCAUCUGGAACGAAAACAAUCAAUUGUUCUUGGGGAUUCGGCGUGCCAAUCGACCUCAAACUGUCAUGCCUUCAUCAGUGCUGUCGAGUGAUAGCAUGCACAUUGGGCUUCUUGCUGCUGCUGCCCAUGCUGCGGCGACGAAUAGCCGGUUCACCAUUUUCUAUAAUCCAAGGGCGAGCCCAUCAGAGUUUGUGAUACCUCUGGCAAAGUAUGCCAAAGCAGUUUAUCAUACAAGAGUUUCUGUGGGUAUGCGCUUUAGGAUGCUUUUCGAAACUGAAGAAUCAAGUGUCCGCAGGUAUAUGGGUACAAUUACCGGCAUUAGUGAUUUGGAUCCGGUUCGUUGGCCGAACUCACAUUGGCGCUCAGUGAAGGUUGGGUGGGAUGAAUCGACUGCAGGGGAGAGACAACCCAGAGUCUCGUUGUGGGAGAUCGAACCCCUGACGACAUUUCCCAUGUACCCGUCUCCAUUCUCCCUCAGAUUGAAACGACCUUGGCCAUCUGGACUGCCUUCAUUUCCCGGUCUUAAAGAUGGCGAUAUGGGCAUGAAUUCUCCGAUGACAUGGCUUCGUGGGGGUGUCAGAGAUCAAGGCGUCCAGUCGCUAAAUUUUCAGGGCGUAUCCCCUUGGAUGCAGCCGAGGCUAGACGCGUCGAUGCUCUGUUUGCAACCCGAUAUUUACCAAGUGAUGGCGGCUGCUGCAAUGCAGGACGCAGGGUCGUUGGAUCCCUCGAAACUCUCCAAUCAGUCCUUCCUGCAGUUCCAGCAAAAUGUCCCGAAUGCUUCUGCUUCGUUGCUACAAAAUCAGAUGUUGCAACAGCCCCAUUCUCAACCGAGCUUUCUGCAGAACCUUCCGGAAAACAGCGUCGUUUCUCAGGCUCAGAUGUUGCAUCAACAAUUGCAGGGUCGUCAGUCUUUUAUCAAUCAGCAGCAGCAGCAGCAGCUACUGAAUCAACAGCUGAAUCCACAAUUUCAAGAUCAGCAGUUGAAAAAAUCUAUUCCGACUAGCUUGCAGAUGGGAUUGGCUUCCGAGUCUCAGUUCACACCUGUGCAAGCCUUGUCAUCAACGAGCCAGCUACAGAACUUCUCGGACCUCAUCGGGAACCACAUGGCUUCAUCUAAUAACUCUUCCAUGCAAAGCAUUCUAAGUUCGUUUUCCCGUGAAGGAGCGUCCCCCCACGCGAACAUGAAUGGGUCUCAUCCGCUAGUCUCUCAUUCCUCGUCAAAACGAGUAGCCUUAGACCCACAGCUUCCUUCCAAGGUUUCUCAGUUCGGAGUGCCCCAUCCGGAAGAGCUGGUGACGCCUAAUUCUAAAGUCUCAGACCUUUCAGCUCUGCUGCCGCCCUUCCAUGGUAAAGAAUUUUCAGAUUUCCAAGGUGUGGCGCAUUCUCACGACAAUUUGCUGUUCGGAGUUGGUACGGACUCAUCGGCUAAUAUGCUGACUGGUAUGUCGAACCUUAGAAACAGUGGCAACGAGAACGAAUCGUUGUCAAUGCCAUAUGCAACCCCCACAUUUCCAAGUGGUGCAGGCACCGAAUUUCCUCUCAACUCGGACAUGACUACCUCCAGUUGUGUAGAUGAGUCGGGUUACAUGCAGUCCUCAGAAAACGUGGACCAAACAAACCCGACAUCGAGAGCCUUUGUAAAGGUUCACAAGUCGGGGUCUUUUGGACGGUCUCUCGAUAUCUCCAAAUUCAGCAGUUAUCCGGAGCUGCGGAGCGAGCUUGCUCGCAUGUUUGGACUCGAGGGAUUGUUGGAAGAUCCUCAGAGAUCAGGCUGGCAGCUUGUAUUCGUUGACAGAGAGAAUGAUAUUCUUCUCCUCGGCGAUGAUCCUUGGCAGGAAUUCGUGAACAACGUGUGGUACAUCAAGAUUCUGUCGCCUCUCGAAGUGCAGCACAUGGGCAAAGAGGGCCUCGAUCUCCCAAAUUCCACCCAAAAUCAUCGGCUCUCCACCAGCAGCAAUAGCUGCGAUGACUAUAUGAGUCGGAAGGACUCUAGAAGUAACCUAAACGGCAUACCAGCCGUAGGAUCUCUCGAAUACUGAUGGACGUGAUGCAACGUCUCCGUCGGCCUCUCGAUUUCGUUCUCCCGCCUCCCCGUAUGUAAUCUUGCUGUAUGUAUAUUGUAUGAUGAAUCCUUGUCUUGUUAGGGCUAUACUCUUAAACGAAUUUUAAGAACAUUAAUUGCAAUUUGUAACGAGAAAAAAAAAUGCAGACUUUUAUUGCUAUAAAGAUGUCUUUGAAUUUUAA
Molecule: messenger RNA, 3552 nt
Organism: Salvia miltiorrhiza (redroot sage)
Lineage: Eukaryota; Viridiplantae; Streptophyta; Magnoliopsida; Lamiales; Lamiaceae
Product: auxin response factor 6-like
Exons: 14
Coding region: 654-3347 (897 amino acids)
Biological process (GO): response to hormone; regulation of DNA-templated transcription
Cellular component (GO): nucleus
Molecular function (GO): DNA binding; protein binding
Source: RefSeq, a predicted model, not a curated record